UCCGAGGCGCGUGCAGAGCUGAGGGAGAGCCGCUGAUCAGCUGGGAAUCUGUUACUGUGAGGUUUAAUAGAAGCUGACAAGCUGUGCUUAUUCUCGGAAUUUUCUCAAGAACAUCUGCAAGGAGUUGUGUAAUAGGCUAAACAGAUCACAAUGAUGACCAAACCAUAUGGGAAGCCUGGAGAUGUGACUGAGCUGGUCAGCUCUUUGGGCUGGAUUGAGGAAGACCUGAGCUCUCAAGAUGGGGAGCAGACGCCAGAGAUAGGAGACCACUACAGCCUGAACAGAAGGAAUAGCCGGGUCCCCAUGGAUCUUGGCAGUGAGGACAUGGAGGAGGAAGAGGAAGAGGAGGAGGAAGAGUGUGGACUGGAUGGGGAGAAGGCACCAAAACGCCGGGGACCCAAGAAGAAGAAGAUGACAAAAGCCAGGCUGGAGCGUUUCCGUGCCCGUCGAGUCAAAGCGAAUGCCAGAGAGCGCACACGCAUGCAUGGGCUCAACGACGCCCUGGACAACCUACGGCAAGUCAUGCCAUGCUACUCCAAGACACAGAAACUGUCCAAGAUUGAGACACUGCGACUGGCGCGCAACUAUAUCUGGGCGUUAUCGGAGGUCCUCGAGAGUGGCCAGUCACCAGAGAGUCAUGGUUUUCUGGAGAUGCUCUGCAAAGGGCUCUCACAGCCCACCAGCAACCUGGUGGCCGGCUGCCUCCAGCUGGGCCCUACAGCCAUGCUUCUGAGUAAACUGGACGAGAAGAGUGGACCCUUGGAAGCAGUGAGCGCUCAGCAGGCACACGCUUUGAGUUUCCCAUCACCUGGUCUUCCUAGCCCCCCCUACGGCUCCUUGGAGGCCUCCCACCUUCUUCACCUGAAGGGGUUCAAAGGAGCAACAUAUGAGAAUCACUCACCCAAUGAGUGUAGCAAUGGUACGCCGCCUUACGACGGCCCUCUCACACCACCCCUCAGCAUCAGUGGCAACUUCGCCCUCAAGCAAGAGCCUGACACUGAGAGGAACUACACUCCACAUCCCACACACCCAGCCCACUAUCUGUCUUCUCACCACUACCCAGUAUCCUCUAUGGCUGGACUGCCUCAGGGCCAUGCACUGUUCCCUGGAUCCCGUUAUGAGCUACCUUUAGACAUCACUUUUGAGUCAUUCAGUGCACCACACAUAGUGAGCUCACAGAUGGGCACCAUUUACAACGAAUGAACACCCAUGGCUACCACAGACCUCAGAACAUGUAUCCAGAAUUAACACAAAUGUAAGGAGGCAGGUUGGUAACACACAAGCAACACUGUGAGGGAAACUGUGGCCUGCCUGAUACAGCAGCAUUGCAGACAUAGAUAUUUUGUUAAUUUAUUCUUGCAUUUGUGAUCACUCAUCUGGCUUGUGACUUCUUCUGGAUUUUCUUCUUUCGCAUACUUGUCUGACCUUAACUCCUCUCCCUAGAUGAUCACUGCUAGAGAGGUCCCUUAUGCAUGUGCUGUAAAGGCUGUACACCCCUCUCCUCCAUACACUUAUAUUUUUCUAAACCUUCUACGUUGACUUUCCUUCUGCUCAAGAGCCUAUUUCGAGAAACACCCUCACAAAGCAAUACAUUUUGCCACAAAGACAUACAAAUGCAUUUAUUUAUAGCCGUAUUUAAUAUUUAUUUUGACUGUGUGAUUUUAUAGAAACAGUCCGCACUGGUUUAUCAUGCUUUUACCAUUCCUCAUAAAGUAUUUAAUUUAUUUAUUGGAUUCUUUUUGUUUUGUUUUUUGUAUGUAUUUUUGUGCCAUUUCCACUGUAUUUGUCAUUU
Pangasianodon hypophthalmus (striped catfish) is the source of this 1792-nucleotide messenger RNA. RefSeq names its product neuronal differentiation 4 (gene neurod4). Gene Ontology annotation, molecular function: protein dimerization activity. Gene Ontology annotation, biological process: regulation of DNA-templated transcription; nervous system development. The transcript has 2 exons. Bases 151 to 1203 code for a protein of 350 amino acids. The record is from RefSeq and is a predicted model, not a curated record. Lineage: Eukaryota; Metazoa; Chordata; Actinopteri; Siluriformes; Pangasiidae.